GAGGAAGGAUAAGAUAGUUGGUUGUCGUCCUGAAAAACCACUUUUAUACUUUCGGCAUAUGCCACUCUAAACUCCACACUACACCAUACUACGCUAUACUACACUACACUACACUAUACUACACUACUACUAUAACAUGUAUGCACGUAAGCCCGUAAGCCAGUCCAGUCCAGUCCACUCCAGUCCAGUCCAGUCCAUUACACUACAUCAACUCAAGUCCCUCAAGUCACUCAAGUACCUACCUACCUCCAAACCUUCCAAACCUUCCAGACCUUCCAUCUUUCCACAAACCCACACUAAACUCUCAUCUUGUACGUCACUACAAGUGUCAGUUCCAAACUCUGACUUCUCCAGUUCCUCAAUCUACCAUUACCAUUACCAUUACUAUUUCCCAUCUUCAAAUCUAAAUCUCAUCUUAUCUACAUCUCACCCCGCACUCCUUCACUAUUUCCCCGAUUCCCUAUUCCCUAUUCUCCAUCCCCCAUCUCACCCCGCACUUCCAUUCUCCAUCUCUCCAUGUCAACCCCCGCACUUCCCUCCCUUUCCCCCUCCCUCCCUUUUCCCUCCUUCCCUCCUUCCCUUCUACUUUCUACUUUCACAUGCAUGCAUCUAUCUAUUCAUUUAUCUCAAAGCAACCCAUUCCCCUAUCCAGUCCAGUCCUGUCCUGCCCUACCCUGUCCUGUCCUGUCCUGUCCUGUCCCAGCCCGUCCUAUCCCCGACCACGCACGCCCCUGGCAGGAUGCAUCUGCAUUUGCAUGAAGUUACAUUGCAUUACAUGGGGUUACAGUCAAUUGCAUCGGCAGUGCACUGUACCGGCACUGCAAUGCUGUACAAUACAGUAGAGUACCACACAAUCCACAUCUACCUACAUUGUAAAUCACACCUCGUUACCUACCUACGUCGUAUCGGAAAGAGGAAUCCUUCCAUUCCGUAGUUGCCUUUCCUUUCCUUGCCUUUUCCCCUUACCCAGCAUGCACACACGCACGCACACACGCACACGCACACACGCACGACACCUCGCUGUCUUGAUAUCAAAACUAUAUGGAAAUCAAAAUCUGAUAUAUAUUUACAUAUCUAUAAAUAUACACAAAGAACACCACCUUACCACAAUCACGAAUUAUCACAGAACCAACCCAAUCCAAAGUCAACCCUUGUCGGCGCUCUCUCUCUCUCUCUCUCCUCUUUUCUUCCUCCUUUCUUCCCUCCUUCCUAUCCUCUCCCCUCCAGCAGCGAGCGAGGCAUUUUUACGGAUCUCUCUAUCUCUCUAUUUCUACUCACAAUAUAUGAUUUACGUUCAAUUCAGUCUUACCUUGGCCCCUUGCCCCUUACUCCUUGCCCCUACUUUCCACCCUCAAUAGCUCUCUAUCGCUCUCUCCCUCUUUCCGAUUCUAAGCUUACAAAAACCCUAGAUUGGGAUCUGGAUUCGGAUUUGGGUCUGGGGUUCCGAGUCAACCUCAACCUCCUAGUCAUACACAGGCUCCAUGCUCCAUGCUCCCAUGUGUAUGUGCAUGUGUAUGGGUUUGAAUGAAUGCAUCUACAUACCUAUCUAUCUAUCCGUCUGUCUGUCUGUCAGUCUGCCUGUAUACAUUGUACAACUAUAAGUUACACACAUACACACACACACACACACACACACACACACACACACACA
Molecule: messenger RNA, 1651 nt
Organism: Cadophora gregata
Lineage: Eukaryota; Fungi; Ascomycota; Leotiomycetes; Helotiales; Ploettnerulaceae
Exons: 3
Coding region: 137-934 (265 amino acids)
Source: RefSeq, a predicted model, not a curated record